CCCGUCGGCGAUUAGGACACAAUCUCUUGGGGGGGAUGGACUCACUCGCUACGGAUGAGUAUAGGCUGAGAGGUAUUUAUAACACACCCCGUUGCUGCUGUUGUUGGGGUGUGGAGAGAGAUGGCGUGGUGCGACGAUUCUAUCAGCGGCGUAGAGCAGAAAAGCGCAAUGUCGGCAGAUGUCUCACAUCCUGUGGCGGUGCUACAGAAUACAACUCGAGCAGAGAUUCUAGCAUUCAUCAUACUUCUGCUCCUGGCCCUCGGAAUUACCAAGGUCAUUUACAAUGUCUUCUUCCAUCCAUUGGCCGCGGUGCCGGGCCCUAAGCUAUUCGCGAUCUCAGCCAUCCCCAUCAGCUGGUCCCGGGUCCGUGGCACCUCUCCUUAUAAGUUCGCCGAGCUCCACGAGGAGUAUGGCCCCGUCGUGCGAGUUAGCCCAAACGAGGUCUCUUGCGCUGGCACCACCGCUUUCAAAGACGUCUACGGCCCUCGCUACGGGAAAGGGGGACCGCUGCCCCGCGACACGCGGACCGCGACCCUCAAGGAGAUGUUUGGGGCAGUGGGCAUGUUUCAGGCCAGCGUACAAGAACAUGCGCGCAUACGUCGUCAACUCAGCCCUGCUUUCUCCGAGAAGGCCUCACGGGAACAGGAGCCCCUGGUGAGGGGGUAUAUCAACUCCAUGCUCCAAAAGUUGCGCGACGCCUCGGAGCGGGGGGAAGCCGUGGACAUAGAGAAGUAUACUAUGUGGGCAACAUUUGACAUCCAAGGUGACCUAGUAUUCGGGGAGGAUGUGUUCGGGUGCAUUAGGGAAGAGCGCUACCACCCCUGGAUCAAUAUUAGCAUGACCUUCUUUACUGGCAGUGUCUACACCCACGCUCUAAACGACAUCUCACCGUGGGCCUUGUGGAUCUGGCAGCGAUUUCUGACCCCCAAGAGCCUCGUCGACGCGCAGAGUUACCAUAUAAAAACUACGCUAGACCUCGUAGAUAAGAGGAUGGCUGCCGGGAAGACCAACCACCCGGAUUACAUGUCAUUUAUCGCCGGCGAAAGCAAGGCUGGAGAGAUGCUCACCAAGGAGCAGAUGUACGCCAACGCCCAAAUGCUGGUCAUGGCAGGUUCGGAAACGGUUGCGACGACUUCCGCGACCACCCUUUUCCUCCUCCUAACGCACCCAAAGAAGAUGGAUCGCGUGAAGCGGGAGAUUCGAUCUGCCUUCGAUUCGGAUCAGAGCGUCACUGCUGCUUCUGUGGCUCAACUGCCGUAUCUCAUGGCUGUGAUCGACGAGUCUAUGAGGGUAUGGCCCCCAGUUGCGACGUCGUUCAACCCUCGACAGGUACCAUCGGGGGGUUGCACUGUCGACGGAUACUUCAUCCCCGAGGGACUCUUCGUCGGUAUCCAUAACCACGCCAUCGGCCGUCUAGAGGGCUAUUUCAGAGGCGCGAAGGAGUUUGUCCCCGAGCGGUGGCUAGGCGACGAACGGUAUAGCAGUGAUGCUAGAGGGCUUUUCCAGCCAUUCAGCUCCGGACCAAUGAACUGCAUUGGCCUCACGAUGGGUCGUAUGGAGACCAGGGUUAUUCUGGCGAGGCUUAUAUACAACUUCGAUAUUGAGCUGAUGCCCGAGUGCAGCAGCUGGCUCGAGAAUCAGAAGAACUACAUCGCAUGGCACAAGCCCCCUUUGCUGGUAAAACUAACACGGGUGGACUAGCGGGGCAGCCAGCAAGCAUGACAGUCGAUCGCAGAGCACUGUCACUAAGCGUAUGUUUUGUGGGAAGGCUGACGGCAUGACUUUCCGAAUCGCUGAGGGGAGGACAGUUCGUUUCCCAUGUCUACGUUAAUAAGAGUAAAAAUAUGGAGUUCGAGCCAACAGUCGUCCCUUAUCGUUGAGGACCCGUAUGCUGUACUCGAGAGCAGCUGUGAGGCGUGAUCUACCGCUCA
This is a messenger RNA of Durotheca rogersii, 1931 nucleotides long. Its product is annotated as benzoate 4-monooxygenase cytochrome P450. The record is from RefSeq and is a predicted model, not a curated record. Gene Ontology annotation, molecular function: monooxygenase activity; oxidoreductase activity, acting on paired donors, with incorporation or reduction of molecular oxygen; heme binding. Lineage: Eukaryota; Fungi; Ascomycota; Sordariomycetes; Xylariales; Xylariaceae. The coding region runs from base 121 to 1701 and encodes 526 amino acids. The transcript has 3 exons.